CCUCACCACCAAACCCGCAUCGUGACAUUUUCUCAAGCUGUCAACACCACUCACAAUGGCCGACGCGGACCUCGAAGAGAUCCGGCGCGCGCGCCUCCAACAGCUCCGCCAACAGCAAGACAGCCCCGGCGCAGGUGGGGGAGAAGGCUCCCAAGAAGACGCGAAACGCCAAGCCGAGGCACAAGCCCGCUCCUCCCUCCUCUCUCAAAUCCUCACCCCCUCCGCCGCCGACCGGCUUGGCCGCAUCCGCCUAGUUAAGGAAUCGCGCGCCACGGCCGUCGAGAACCACCUGAUCACGCUGGCGCGUAGCGGGCAGUUGCGGACGAAAGUGACGGAAGAGCAGCUGAAGGACCUGCUGGCGAGCGUCGCGGAGCAGCAGGAGGAGCAGGCGGCGAAGAUUACAAUUACGCGGAAGGGAGGGGGAGGGGGGUGGGAUAGUGAUGAUUUGGAUGAUUUGCUUGAGGGGGUGUAG
Molecule: messenger RNA, 472 nt
Organism: Mytilinidion resinicola
Lineage: Eukaryota; Fungi; Ascomycota; Dothideomycetes; Mytilinidiales; Mytilinidiaceae
Product: DNA-binding TFAR19-related protein
Exons: 3
Coding region: 56-472 (138 amino acids)
Cellular component (GO): cytosol; nucleus
Molecular function (GO): DNA binding
Source: RefSeq, a predicted model, not a curated record